This is a messenger RNA of Uloborus diversus, 3270 nucleotides long. Its product is annotated as patj homolog. Gene Ontology annotation, molecular function: protein binding. NCBI's taxonomy places the organism in Eukaryota, Metazoa, Arthropoda, Arachnida, Araneae, Uloboridae. The record is from RefSeq and is a predicted model, not a curated record. The coding region runs from base 151 to 3270 and encodes 1039 amino acids. The transcript has 19 exons.
AUCGAGGGGGGCUGGAAUGUAAACUUCUCCUCUUAUCCUGGUUCGUAUGGUGCAAAAUUGCAGCAUUUUUGUUCCAAUGGACAGCUAAAAUCACUUUUCUGUUUUGCUUAUUGCAUUAGCCUGCUACACACGGCAGUACAAACUUAUAAAAUGCCUGUCAGUGGAGAUACCAGGCAAGCUUUAAAGCUUCUGGAGCGAAUUCAGCUUCAUCUACAAGAGUCUGAAGCCGCUCAGUUGAGCCCAUCUGUUGGAGAUGAUCUGAAUACACUAAUAUCUGUCUUAGAUAGUCCUGUUUUUAACAGCAUUUUAAAUAUUCAGGAUUCACUCCAAGAAUUGAAGAGGCAGCUACACAAACACCCUUCCAUUUUGCCUGUCGAUUUCGACAUAUCUCCGACGACCGGGGAGCUACUUCUCAAUGUACCUGCAGACCCUAUACCCCUGCAGAAUUCAGAUUCCUAUGAGCCGAGCUCCGACAACGAGCAGAAUUAUGAUUACGAUGGGCAUGUGGCAAAGACUAGAGGAACAAUAAAGUCUGAUGAGAUGGAGCCCCAUUCAACAGAAAUGUCUUCCAUAAUUGUUGCUCCUCCUGAAUAUGCCCUAUCUGCCAUAACAACAGAAAGUUAUGCAGAAGAGUUUCAGCGCACCAUUGACCAAGGUGCGCAGGGGAGAGAAAUUCACACGUUGCAGCUAUUUAAGCCCGAAGGCAGCAGCUUGGGCUUCAGCGUCGUCGGCCUUCGCAGUGAACAGAAGGGCGAAUUGGGCAUCUUCAUCCAAGAAAUCCAGCCCAACGGCAUAGCAGGAAGGGAUGGGCGUCUUUGCGAGGGCGACCAGAUCCUGGCGAUCGACGGGCAGCCUCUGGACAGCAACAUCUCCCACCAGCAGGCCAUAAGCAUCCUGCAGCAGGCCAGGGGCCUCGUCGAGCUGGUCGUGGCCAGGGGCGGGAUCACCCCCCUGCGAGAGGACGCUUCGCCCAACAACGACAUGGUGCUGUCGACGGAAUGGGCACAGGUAGAGUGCGUGGAGCUGGUGAACGAUGGAUCGGGACUCGGGUUUGGCAUCAUCGGCGGCCGCAGCACCGGCGUCGUCGUCAAGACCAUCCUGCCCGGGGGUGUGGCAGACAGGGACGGCCGCCUCCAGAGCGGGGACCACAUCCUGCAGAUCGGCGAGGUGAACCUGCGCGGCAUGGGGUCGGAGCAGGUGGCCUCCGUCCUCCGCCAGUCCGGCCAGCGGGUCCGGCUCGUGGUGGCCCGGCCCGUCGAGCCGCCCGGACCGGCGCUGAGCCGCGCGCCCCUCGUGCCCACCCGGAUCCUGUCCGACCCCGAGGAGGUGGAGCGCCACCUGGCCGUGUUCGCGGCCGGUGGAGGGGAGCCCCUGCCCCCCUACAGGGGGAGCCCCACGGGCGGGGACCCGGCCCCCUUCGCCUACCGGAGGGAGCUGCUCGACGGAGAGGCUCCGUUCUCGUCCUCGCAAUGCCGGGGCCACCGCGGAGGGGAGGUGAGCGAGGAGCUGCCGGAAAUGGAGACUUUCGAGGUCGAACUAGUCAAAGAUCAACAGGGUCUCGGCAUCACCAUCGCCGGAUACGUCUGCGAAAAAGAAGAAAUCUCUGGAAUUUUCGUCAAAAGCAUCGCUAAAGGAAGUGCAGCUGAUAUGUGUGGACAAAUACGAGUCAACGAUCAAAUAAUCGAGGUGGAUGGUCGCCCUUUACACGGCUAUACUAAUCACGAUGCUGUCGAAGUCCUGAGGAGCACCGGGAAGUCCGUGAAGCUACGCUUAGCGAGGUAUCUCAGGGGAGCCAAGUACCAGCAACUACAACUGGCCAUAGCAACUGGAGAGUUAAGUUAUCCUUCAUUUCCAAGCAUUCAAGCCCAAGUACACGAAACAAAGCUUUUGGCAGAGGCAGCUAAUAAAGAUGUUGAUGUUAAUGAUAUCAAUCUCCUCAUUGAUGAAGAAUAUGCUACUCCUUUAUUACCAAGAGUUGAAGCAGCUAUUCAAGCAAAAUGGAGCCAAAUUAUGGGUCCAGAAUAUGAAAUUGUGGUUGCUCAACUGUCCAAGUUCCGCGAAGGAGGAGGACUGGGGAUCAGCCUAGAAGGGACUGUGGAGGUGGAGGACGGGAAGGAGGUGAGGCCUCACCACUACAUCCGAUCCAUCCUGCCCGAGGGACCAGUAGGGGUCAACGGGAGGCUGCAGAGUGGAGACGAGUUGUUGGAGGUGAAUGGUGAGAAGUUGCUGGGCAUGGACCACCUUGGGGUGGUGGCCACCCUCAAGGAGCUGCCCAUGCACGUGCGGAUGGUGUGUGCCCGCCGGACCCCCACCUUAGAUGACGACGCCCUCCCCUCCUCCCCUGGCCACUCCCACCUGGAGUACGACCUGGCCCCGGACUUUCUGGGCGGGACCAGGGGGCGGGGCUUCGGGGGCAGCCUCACCUCCCUCGGGCCCUCCCCCGAGCGGCUGGUGAAGGCCAAGUCCGAUGGUUCGCUGGCUGUACCCUGCUCUCCCACCCUACUGGGCCCCUCCUCCCGCCUCAAGUCCCGUUCCCUGGAGCCCCUGACUGGACUGGCUAUGUGGAGCAGUGAGCCCCAGAUCAUCGAGCUCACCAAAGGGGACCGGGGACUGGGGUUCAGCAUCCUUGACUACCAGGAUCCCAUGAAUCCCAAUGAAACGGUGAUCGUGAUUCGCAGCCUGGUGCCAGGGGGCGUGGCCCAGCAGGAUGGUCGCCUUAUCCCUGGGGAUCGCCUCCUUUUCGUGAAUGAUACCAACCUGGAGAAUGCCAGCCUGGACGCUGCGGUGCAGGCGCUGAAGGGUGCCCCCAAAGGGGUGGUUCGCAUAGGCGUGGCCAAGCCCCUCCCCCUGCCCGAGAGCGGCCAACAGAUCUCCAUCGACAAUAGCCCCACACUGCCAGAACUGAGGUCGUCCUUCGAACUUUCGCCCCGGCUGAAUCUAAACCUGGACUUUGAGCAGGACAUAUCCGGAGAAAAGCAGGUGCUUCCAUCUCUCGGCAGACAGAAUAUUCUCAAGCUACUAGAUUCUCCUGUAAAAACUAUUCGUAUUCAAAAAGGGUCUAAUAUAUUUGGUUUGAGCGUAAAUAUGAAAGAAUCCGUGGGUGUUCUGGUGACUUCCGUGACUCCCGGCGGUGCGGCAGACAGAGAUGGAAGAAUACAUCCAGGCGACGUCCUGUUGGCCCUCAACGGGACAUCCCUCAUGGACGCCGAGCCCAGCAAAGUCGGAAGACUUUUCAGGAGUAUAGAUAAAUCUGAAGCCGAUAUUAUGUAA